This is a messenger RNA of Oppiella nova, 378 nucleotides long. The record is from the annotation of a GenBank genome assembly. NCBI's taxonomy places the organism in Eukaryota, Metazoa, Arthropoda, Arachnida, Sarcoptiformes, Oppiidae.
UGUGGUCUCAUACUAUGGGGAAUCAUAUCACUGCACUUUCCCGGCCGUAAAUAUCACGGUCCGCCCACACCUAAUGGCUACAGACCAGAGUACUGGAACUCAGGCUUCAAGUUCUAUGUGAUAUCAAUGCUAAUCGCGAUUCCUGUGCUUUGGAACUAUUCUGUACUGCAUUUGUAUUACAAAAUUCCGAAUCUCAUCGCUAUUCUCAUUGCAUUCGGUGUCAUAUUCUGUUUUUAUUACUCGGAGGACUCGUACCUACACACCAUUGAUGCCUCGCACGACAGGUUUGGCUACUACUUGGCCUGGGGUUGCAUAGCCUUUGUGCCCGCUUUCUACUCAUUAAACUCUCUGUAUUUGGUUAAACACUCGCCGAUCGAU